Molecule: messenger RNA, 426 nt
Organism: Colletotrichum karsti
Lineage: Eukaryota; Fungi; Ascomycota; Sordariomycetes; Glomerellales; Glomerellaceae
Product: histone
Exons: 3
Coding region: 1-426 (141 amino acids)
Cellular component (GO): nucleosome
Molecular function (GO): DNA binding; protein heterodimerization activity; structural constituent of chromatin
Source: RefSeq, a predicted model, not a curated record
AUGGCUGGCGGCAAGGGAAAGUCUGGCGGAAAGACGUCCGGAGGCAAGGCCACCGCCGAGGUCCCCAAGAAGCAGCAGAGCCACUCUGCCCGCGCUGGACUUCAGUUCCCCUGCGGUCGUGUCAAGCGUUUCCUCAAGGCCAACACCCAGAACAAGAUGCGCGUUGGCGCCAAGGCAGCUGUCUAUGUCACGGCAGUGCUCGAGUACCUGACUGCUGAGGUUCUCGAGCUUGCAGGCAACGCCGCCAAGGACCUGAAGGUCAAGCGUAUCACCCCCCGCCACCUUCAACUCGCCAUCCGUGGUGACGAGGAGCUCGACACCCUCAUCCGCGCCACCAUCGCUUUCGGUGGUGUCCUGCCGCACAUCAACCGCGCCCUCCUCCUCAAGGUCGAGCAGAAGAAGAAGGCCAAGGCUCUCGAGGCUUAA